ACUCUGGCUGCCUCUUCGUUAGGCUGGGAGGCAGAGCCUGAGCCGUGCCCAGGCCCAGCGGGGGCUGCAGCCUGAGCUCGGCGGUGUCGUCCGCCUGCCCCCGCGCCCUCCUCAGCCUCGGUGCCUUGGAAUUUGUGUUGCUGAGUCAGCAAGCCUUUCAGAUUUGCCCGGUUUUUGUUGUUUGAAUUUUAUAUCAAGAUGGGAACUCAAACAAGUCAUUCCUCCUAAGGAUCUGGUAUCUCCACCAAGAAGGCACGGUUUGUGCCAGCUCUCCAGAGAGAAAAGGUCUCCUGGAAGCGCUGGGCAAUGAACCUGAGACUGCAGCCCAGAGUGGUCUGAAGCCGGUGGGGAGAACAGAGGGCGUCCUGGGGAAGAUGGCCAUGGCCCCAAGCCCUUCCCUGGCUCAGGUGUACACCAGCCCGGUGGCAGUGGCCGUGUGGGAAUGGCAGGACGGGCUGGGCACCUGGCACCCCUACAGUGCCACUGUUUGCAACUACAUCGAGCAGCAGUUUGUCCAGCAGAAGGGCCAGCGCUUCGGGCUGGGGAGCCUGGCCCACAGCAUCCCCUUAGGCCAGGCUGACCCCUCACUGGCUCCUUAUAUCAUCGACCUCCCCAGCUGGACGCAGUUCCGCCAGGACACUGGCACCAUGCGGGCUGUGCGGAGGCACCUGUUUCCCCAGCACUCGGCCCCGGGCCGGGGCAUCGUCUGGGAGUGGCUGAGUGACGACGGCUCCUGGACGGCGUAUGAAGCCAGCGUCUGCGACUACCUGGAGCAGCAGGUGGCCAGGGGCGCCCAGCUCGUGGACUUGGCUGCCCUGGGGUACAACUACACCGUCAACUGUGCCACCCACACGCAGACCAACAAGACUUCCAGCUUCUGCCGGAGCGUGCGGCGCCAGGCAGGGCCCCCGUACCCAGCGACCACUGUCAUUGCCCCACCGGGCCACACGGGAGUGGCCUGCUCUUGCCAUCAGUGCCUCGGCGGCGGCGCAGCCGGCCCCAUGUCAGGCCGCUACCGCCACUCCAUGACCAACCUUCCUGCCUACGCAGUCCCCCAGCCACCCCACAGGACCGCCGUUGUUUUGGGGGCCCACCAGGCCUUUUCUCCGUACAACAAGCCCUCACUCUCUGGGGCCAGGUCUGCGCCCAAGCUGAGUACCGCCAACCUCUGGGCUGGGGCGCUGCCCUCCCUGGGGAACCAACCCCUCUACCGCUCCAGCCUCUCCCACGUGGGACCUCAGCACCAGCCCCCAGGACUGUCCGCUGCCGGCGCAGCCAGUGCCUCCCUGCCCAGCGGUCCAGUGAGCAGCCCCAGGAGCGUCCCCGCCACGGUGCCCGUGCAGAUGUCGAAGCCCAGCAGGGUCCAGCAAGCUCUCGCAGGCAUGACGAGUAUUCUGAUGUCAGCCAUUGGACUCCCUGUGUGUCUUAGCCGCGCACCCCAGCCCGCCAGCCCUCCCGCCUCCUGUCUGGCCUCUAAAAGUCACAGCUCAGUUAAGAGAUUGAGGAAAAUGUCCAUGAAAGGAGGGCCUCCAAAGCCAGAGCCAGAGCAGGUGAUAAAAAACUACACAGAAGAGCUGAAGACGGCCCUGGAUGAGGACUGCAUCAUCUGUAUGGAGAAGCUGUCCAUGGCGUCCGGCUACAGCGACGCGACCGACAGCAAGACCUUUGGGCCGGUGGCUGUGGGCCGCUUGGCCAAGUGCAGCCACGCCUUCCACCUGCUCUGCCUGCUGGCCAUGUACUGCAACGGAAACAAGGAUGGAAGCUUGCAGUGUCCUUCCUGCAAAACCAUCUAUGGGGAGAAAACUGGAACCCAGCCCCGGGGGAAGAUGGAGGUGUUCACGUUCCAGGUGUCCCUCCCUGGCCACGAGGACUGUGGGACAAUCCUUAUAGUCUACAACAUUCCCCAUGGCAUUCAGGGCCCGGAACACCCCAACCCUGGAAAGCCGUUCACCGCCAGAGGGUUUCCCCGCCAGUGCUACCUUCCGGACAACACCCAGGGCCGCAAGGUCCUGGAGCUGCUGAAGGUGGCCUGGAAGAGGCGACUUAUCUUCACAGUAGGGACGUCCAGCACCACGGGGGAGACCGACACGGUGGUGUGGAACGAGAUUCACCACAAGACAGAGAUGGACCGCAACGUGACAGGCCACGGCUACCCCGACCCCAACUACCUGCAGAACGUGCUGGCCGAGCUGGCCGCCCAGGGGGUGACUGAGGACUGCCUGCAGCAGCAGUGAGCUGGGGGCGCAGGCGUGCCCCCCCGGAGCCCAGGCUGCUCCUGCCUGCCUGUCCCCAUCCCCCGGCCCCCCCAGGCCCGGGUCUGUGUGGGAACUGGGCGAGCCUGGGGGUCAUACUCGUGAGGGCUUUGGAUGCAGCUACCUCAGUGCGUGGGCCCCUCCGUCCUCGGUGGGCCGCGUUGGGCCAUCGGUGCUGGGGGCCCUGCAGGGGGUGAGGAGAGACUGCCUGCUGUGCCCCCAGCCAGGGGCAGGCCUGGGUCUGGGUCAGCUUCUCAUACCUCAGAUGUUCUAUUUGCAAUAAAUGCCCUAUA
Globicephala melas (long-finned pilot whale) is the source of this 2545-nucleotide messenger RNA. RefSeq names its product deltex E3 ubiquitin ligase 2 (gene DTX2). Gene Ontology annotation, molecular function: ubiquitin protein ligase activity; zinc ion binding. Gene Ontology annotation, cellular component: nucleoplasm. Lineage: Eukaryota; Metazoa; Chordata; Mammalia; Artiodactyla; Delphinidae. Gene Ontology annotation, biological process: protein ubiquitination; Notch signaling pathway. The record is from RefSeq and is a predicted model, not a curated record.